UAAAAAGAAACAAAUUAUACGUCCCUGGUUCUUUUUCACAAUUCUGUUUUACUCUUUGACAAUUGAGUUGGAAGGUCAACAUUUGCUAUUCAUACUUUGAAGUCUAAUUACAAGGCACCCUUUUUCCAGCUUUUGGGAACUGAUAUUCAAUGUUCAUGGGAGUGGCUAGUUAUUCAAUAAAGUUCUAAAAGUUGAUGCUGAGGUACAAAUCAAGAAGAGGGGUGACUAGCACACAAGUUCAUAUGGCAGACCAAAGUUCUUUUCCUUCUCCCAAUUCCACCCAAAAUCACAAAAAUAAACCAAUUUCAUCCUUAAUUUCUCCAAGAUUUUUCAAUAGUUUUCUAACCAGAAGCCUAUCUGACACUGAAACUACUAAAACAACAGUAAAUACGUCUCAAUUUCAAACAAGUCGAGAUCGACUAUAUGACUUUGAAACUAUUACUAGCCCAAAUUCCAUUCUUGAUAGCAUGCACAAUUUCAAUCUUGGGAACCCUUUUGGUUAUGAUAGAACAUCAUCAAAGCCCAUCACUAAAAAGCCUUCAAAUAACAAGAUGGAAUCAGAAAGUAUUGGACUUGCUCUCAUUGAUUCCAAGGAAAUUAGCAGUGUUUCUAAGGCUUUGUUUGGAGCAAAGCACAAAGUUGAAAUCCCAUGUUCUUCAACUGAGUCCCUAGAAGUUAAAAAAAUUUCUUCUGGGGAUGUUGGUGAAGGGCUAAGUUUAACAGAAAUGGAGAGUUCAGAGGAUUACACUUGUGUGAUAAGUCAUGGUCCAAAUCCAAAAACAACUCAUAUAUUUGAUAAUUGCAUUGUUGAACGCUGCUGUGGAGUUAGAAAAUUGUCUGAAUUGACAAAAGAGAAUGGAUUUUUGGGAGGUGAUUCAAAUUCUUGUUUGCCAGAGAAAAUUCUGAGUUGUUGCAACUCUUGCAAAGUUGAUCAAACAGAGUGCAAAGACAUAUACAUGGGUGAAAAGACUUAACUUGCAGCCAUGAAUGCCAAGAGAUGAUUUUGGAAGGCCAAGGCCAGGAAUCAACGAAUGAGAGAUGAUGAAUUGUACUAUGAUUUUAGGACUAUAGUGAUAUUUAUUUUCAUGCUUAUCUGCUUUGUUACUUUUGGAAGAAUUUUGGCAUCUUUAAAAGUGGAUAUGAAUGAAGUCUAUUUUCUAA
Molecule: messenger RNA, 1161 nt
Organism: Nicotiana tabacum (common tobacco)
Lineage: Eukaryota; Viridiplantae; Streptophyta; Magnoliopsida; Solanales; Solanaceae
Product: FCS-Like Zinc finger 8-like
Source: RefSeq, a predicted model, not a curated record